ACCACAAGGUGGCGAUCGCGCACCCAAACGUCUCUUGAAAGAAGAAGAAAUUAAAAACAAGAAAAGAUGGCGACAAUCGGAGGGGCGUUCGCGAGGCUGCUGCGGACCCCGCCGGCCUCCCGCUGCCCCAGCCGCUGGGGGGUCGAAUCCCGCAGGAGGUUCGCGAGCGCCAACGUGUUCGACCGAACCGCGAAGAAGGCCCAGAAGGAGCGGGCCGCCGCCGAUCGCCACUGCCGCAAGUACGACUACGUCAGGGAGGAGGUUGGCAGUCGAGUGGCCGACCGCGUCUACGAUGUGGCCAGGACUUUUCCUCUGGCGUUGGAGCUCGGCGCCGGACGGGGUCACGUCGCGCAACAUUUGAGCAAGGACGUGGUGGAGUGUUUGUUUAUGACGGACGUCUCUGAGAGCGCCCUGAGGCAGAACGUCGCCGGCGAGAUGAGGCGUCACGCGCUGGCCGCCGACGAGGAGUUCCUUCCUUUCCGGGAGAAUUCCUUCCAUCUGGUUCUCAGCAGCAUGAGUCUGCACUGGGUCAACGACCUGCCCGCCGCACUCAGACAGAUCCACGACGUGCUGAAGCCGGACGGGGUGUUCAUCGGCGCCGCGGUGGGCGGCGAGACCCUGUACGAGCUGCGCUGCUCGCUGCAGCUGGCCGAGACGGAGCGCGAGGGGGGCUUCUCGCCGCACGUGUCGCCCUUCGUCGCCGUGGCCGACUUGGGGAACCUGCUGGGACGGGCCGGAUUCGACGUGCUCACCGUGGACGUGGACGAGGUGCAGGUCCGCUACCCGGGCGUCGUGGAACUGAUGACGGACUUACAAGGGAUGGGCGAGAGUAACUGCGCUCGGAACCGAAGAUCCAUGUUGCAUCGGGACAGCAUUUUGGCGGCGGCGGCCAUUUACAAAGAAAUGUACGGUCGCGAGGACGGCUCCAUUCCCGCCACCUUCGACAUCAUCCACAUGAUUGGGUGGAAGCCUCACCGCUCUCAGACGGCGAGGAGGACGAAGGCCGCCAAGGGCAAAGUGUCCGGUGGACCCGCGGACGCCCCGUGGACGCAAGACAUGACCAAGGAGCAGCUGGAGGAGCACAUCAUCCGCCUGAGAGAGGAGCUGGAGCGCGAGCGCGAGGAGAAGAGCUUCUUCCGACUGGAGCGGGACAAGAUCCAAAGCUUCUGGGAGGUCAGCAAGCGCCACCUAGAGGACACUCAGGCGCAGCUCAGGAAGCGAAGCGCCGAGAAGGACGAGGCCGAGCGACGCCACCGCCUGGAGAUCGGCGUGUACAAGCAGAAACUGAAGCACGUCCUGUCAGAGCAGCGCGCGGCGGCGGCCCGCGAGGAGACGGACGGCGCCGCGGCGACUCGACUCGCGCGCAGACGCCACGCCGACGUCGAGCUGCGUCUGCGCGGCCAGGUCCAAAACGCGCAGGCCGACGCUCGCCGUCGGGAGCUCUGCGGCCGCCGCUGCGUCCGGGAGCUCAAACUGAAGCAUCAAGUGCAGCUGAUGGAGCUCAGCAACGAGUACCACAAGAGAAUCGCAGGUCGGUGUCGGUGUCGCCGUCAAAUUGACGUCGUUGCAAAAAUGGACCCCGUCGCCGUCAAAUUCCGCGUAGACGUGGAGGCCAAGUACGGCCAGAAGCUGGAGCAGACGCGGCGGGCGGAGACUGAGAAAACGUCGGCGGCCAUCUUGGCGUUGGAAAAGGAGAUGGCCGAGCGCCUCAAAUUGGCGACGGGCGAGCGCCGCAAAAAGUUUCCGGCGGCUGAAGAAUUCUUCGGCGGCGUGCAAAGCAAACUGGGCCACGACGGCAAAGUACUCGAGGACGCGGCGGCGGUGGCGAGGAAGCGCCACGCGCACGUUCACGUCCGCCUGAAGGAAGCCGAGCUGCGCAACAAAAGCCUCGGCGCGUCCCUGCAGGAGGCCGAGCGGAAGCUUCCGGACGUCCGCCGCCGACUGGAGGGCCACGGGCGGGCCCGCUCCCGACAGGCGGCCGGCGCCGCCCGUGUCAAGAUUCUGGAGGAGCAGCUGGAGGACGUCGCCCUGGAACGAGACCUGCUCAUCGCCGCCUUUGCUCAGGUGGAGGAGGAGCGUGACGCGCUGCUGAGGAAGCAGACGGAGGUCCUGCUGGAGGUCCAGCGGAGGAGCGGGCUCAAGGAAAUUCUCCUGGACCAAAAGAUGGCGCUACUCAGUCAGUCUGUGGAGCGGAAAGAGGCGCAGCUCCUCGCCGCCGUCGGUCACCCGCCCCGCCGCGACGGGCUUCGGGAAAUCCUGCGGGCCAAGACGGACGCCGUCGCCACGUUACAGGACGACCUGGACCGACGACGUCAGGUCAGGACUACAGCACCUUGGCGGAGACGUGCCGCGACGGUCUCCAAGAGCUCGGCGUCCCGUCCUACGAGUUCCCUCUCAGAAGCGCCGAGGUCGUCCUCAACGCCGCACGCACCGACACGCGACCGUAGUUCCCGGCUGUCCCGCCUCUCACUGGACCCGUCCGCAUCGGGAUUUCCAAUGUCCGCAGGAAAUUAUGUUGGUCAUUAUUAUUAUUAUUAUUAUAACCCUAAAGAUAAUAAAAGGGGCAAAAAAAGCAAAUCAGUUGACUUGAUUUACUGUCCAUGA
This is a messenger RNA of Syngnathoides biaculeatus (alligator pipefish), 2604 nucleotides long. RefSeq names its product NADH:ubiquinone oxidoreductase complex assembly factor 5 (gene ndufaf5). Bases 67 to 2604 code for a protein of 845 amino acids. The transcript has 20 exons. Lineage: Eukaryota; Metazoa; Chordata; Actinopteri; Syngnathiformes; Syngnathidae. Gene Ontology annotation, cellular component: mitochondrion; motile cilium. The record is from RefSeq and is a predicted model, not a curated record. Gene Ontology annotation, biological process: mitochondrial respiratory chain complex I assembly; cell motility. Gene Ontology annotation, molecular function: S-adenosylmethionine-dependent methyltransferase activity.